Messenger RNA from Naumovozyma dairenensis CBS 421, 444 nucleotides. It is a transcript of the gene MLC1, whose product is annotated as Mlc1p. Lineage: Eukaryota; Fungi; Ascomycota; Saccharomycetes; Saccharomycetales; Saccharomycetaceae. Bases 1 to 444 code for a protein of 147 amino acids. Gene Ontology annotation, cellular component: myosin II complex. Gene Ontology annotation, molecular function: calcium ion binding. The transcript has a single exon. The record is from RefSeq and is a predicted model, not a curated record. Gene Ontology annotation, biological process: mitotic actomyosin contractile ring assembly.
AUGUCUACUAUAACCAAAAACAACAAGGAUAUAUUUACGCUCUUCGACAAGAAGGGACAAGGUGCCAUUUCUAAAGAAUUAUUCGGUGAUUAUCUACGUGCUAUAGGAUACAAUCCAACAAAUCAACAAGUCAAUGAUAUCCUGAUUAAUGGUAACGCUAGUAGUAGUUUGACUUUGGAACAAAUUUCUGAACUUGUCCAGGCUAACCAAGCGGAAUUGGACGCUACUACUAAUGGUAAAGUGGAAGAUUUCAUUAAGGCUUUCCAAGUCUUUGAUAAGGAAAAUACUGGUAAAGUCUCUGUUGGUGAUAUAAGAUAUAUGUUGACUGGACUUGGGGAAAAAUUGACUGAUGAAGAAGUCGAUGAACUGUUGAAGGGGAUUGAGAUUGAUGGUGAUGGUCAAAUUGACUACAGAAAAUUCAUUGAAGAUGUUUUGAGACAAUGA